This is a messenger RNA of Brugia malayi, 789 nucleotides long. Its product is annotated as protein x 0004, putative. Bases 1 to 789 code for a protein of 262 amino acids. NCBI's taxonomy places the organism in Eukaryota, Metazoa, Nematoda, Chromadorea, Rhabditida, Onchocercidae. The transcript has 6 exons. The record is from RefSeq and is a predicted model, not a curated record. Gene Ontology annotation, molecular function: GTPase activity.
AUGAAAUACGCACAGUUGGUUGUUGGUCCGGCAGGGAGUGGCAAGUCCACAUAUUGUUCUGUGGUACAGCAACAUUGUCUAUCCGUAGGUCGUAACGUUUUCUUUAUUAAUUUGGAUCCUGCGGCCGAGAAAUUUAGUUACACUGCUGCCAUUGAUGUUCGAGAGUUAAUCAGUGUGGACGAUGUACAAGAAGAUAAGCAGUUGUUACUUGGCCCAAAUGGUGCCUUGGUAUUUUGCAUGGAAUAUCUCGUUCAAAAUUUAGAUUGGCUUCAUGAUCAGUUGAAUGAAGGAGAGGAUGAUUAUUUCAUCUUUGAUUGUCCAGGUCAAAUUGAGCUUUACAGUCAUUUGCCGGUAAUGAGGCAAAUUGUUAACGCGUUGAAAUCGUGGGAUUUUAAUAUAUGUUCUGUGUUCCUUCUUGACACACAGUUUGUUUUGGAUUGUAACAAAUUCUUAGGUGGUGCACUAACGACUCUUUCGACUAUGGUUGCAAUGGAGGUUCCAGCAGUAAAUGUUUUAUCAAAAGUGGAUUUAUUAUCAAAUCGUAAUAAAGAACUGCUGGAAGCUUUUUUGGAGACUGACGUUCGCUCUAUUCUGGACAGUGAAGAUACCUCACCUUGGAAUGAAAAGUACCGACAACUUUCACACACCAUCGCCGAAGUUUUGGAUGAUUAUAGUCUUGUACGCUUUGUCCCGUUAGAUAUUGGAGACGAUGAAUCGAUCAGUGAUCUUCUAUUACUCAUUGAUAACACAAUACAGCAUGGCGAGGAUUUGGAGGUAAAAUAUAUAUAA